GACAAGCGCUUUAUAGUCUGUGAACUAGACCGCUAAAUAUUCAUUCAUGCAGGUCAAUGCUUCGAUCAUUUUAGUGAUAGAUACAAUAACGGGCGUUUACAACUUUUAUAAAAGUUUUAAAAUAAUUAGGAUGGGAAGAGGAUGUCUAGUCCAUCUACAUGUUUGAAAUAACUCAUUCUUCGAAGGGGGUGCAAGAAGUAAGGCCGAGAAGUUGUUUUAAUAAGUUAUAACAUAAUGACACAGAACGUGGCUAAAUCCAGUAUUACUAUAAGGACAAGGGGGCAGGUUUUUGAGAGUGGUGUACAAGUGACCCGACUAAUUUCGUCAUGCUUGUGCUCAAGAAAUAGUUAAGAAAAGUUAUGGAAUUGUUAAACCUGAGGAUAAUUUAUCUACACACUUUUUGUGUAGAAACGUGGAUAUUAUCAUUUAUUUAACACUGAAACUUGGAAGUUACUGUAGAAGUUUUAAUAUUGACUAGUUAGUAAAUAGAAACGUUGUUUAAAUUUUUAUAAACUUUGUUUAGUUGAGAUUUAGAGUUAUAACUUAGGAUUAUUCAGAUGUUUGAGUUUUAUUGUAUUAUUCCGGCUUCUAGACCGAUGAAUGGCAAAUUAUCAAGUACUAUGGCCAGAAGAAAAUAUGGAUUUAAGACAAUUAAUUUUGCUGUCUUCUUUUUCGGUCUUCUUUUUGGUCUUCUGACCGGAAAUUGGAUAAAAGGCACCAUACUGGGUCCCUAUUCAAUCUCAGAAUGUGGUUUUCCAGAAAUGGAUAGCCCAAGUGGUGCAUCGGGAGAGGCUAUAGACAUUCCGUAUGAACAGGGAAAGCCCCAAGAGAAAAAAGAUACUUUUGUCAUUGUGGGAAUCAUGACAGCCAAGAAAUUUAUUGAUACCAGAGGACUGUCAGCAUUUAGAACAUGGGUCAACUCAAUCAAUGGAAAAGUGAUGUUUUUCUCUAGCGAAGGAUCUAAAUCAGGUUAUGGAGUACCUGUUGUGCCACUACCUGGUGUGGAUGAUUCUUAUCCACCACAGAAGAAAUCAUUUAUGAUGUUAAAAUAUAUGCAUGAUCAUUUUAUUGAUAAUUAUGAAUGGUUUGUUCGAGCAGAUGACGAUGUAUUCAUUAAAGGAGAUAAAUUAGAAAAGUUUCUGCGAUCAAUAAAUAGUUCAAAACCACAGUUUAUAGGACAGGCUGGUGUUGGGAAACAGGAAGAAUUGGGACGUCUCAGUCUGUUAGCAACUGAAAACUUUUGUAUGGGUGGUCCUGGCAUGAUUUUUAGUCGGGAAACUUUGCGUAGAAUGGCACCUCAUGUAGGAGAUUGUCUUGCCAAUCUCUAUACUACUCAUGAAGAUGUAGAAAUUGGUAGAUGUGUAAGAAAAUAUGCAGGGAUACAGUGUACCUGGGCAUAUGAGAUGCAGCAUAUAUUAUAUCAGAAUUAUAAAGAAGAUCAAGGCUCAUUUAAGAAAACUCUCAAAAGUAAAGAAGUGGAAAAUGCUGUGUCUCUUCAUCCUGUAAAAGAACCAUUAUAUCUUUUUCGUAUUCAAAAUUAUUUUCAGUCCACAAAAAUUGUGCAUCUUCAUCAGAAAGAACUACAUCUUUAUCGUGAGAUUAAUAUGAUGGAGGAGUUUAUCGGUUAUCGUCAUCCUAAUGCUUUACAAAAUAAACUGGCGCUUAUGCCUUCACUUAAUAAAUAUAAACCACAAAAUGAUGAUGAGGUUUUAUCAUGGGAAUUUAUAACUAAACCAAUAUUUUCUCAUUUUCACAAUAAUCCAAAACGAGGAUUGGAAGCCUCUUUAUCUGGCGCUAUAGAUGAUGUCAUUAAUCAAAUUAUGCAGUUAGUUAAUAAAAAUGCCCGACAACGUGGUAGAACUAUAGACUUUAAAGAAAUCUUAUAUGGUUACAGGAGAAUAAACCCCUUAUAUGGAGCUGACUAUAUUCUUGAUCUCCUUCUCAUUUAUAGGAAACAUAAAGGAAGAAAAAUGACCGUUCCGGUGAGACGUCAUGCAUACGUUCAGCAAUCUUUCUUUCAGACCGAAUUUGAGGAAGAAAUUGCCACAUUUAAUCCAAAACCUAGCAUGGGUGCUCAUGUGCUCCAUAUUAUACGACAAUUUGCUGUUGGCGCAGAAACUAAACCUAAUAUAGACAAACGAACAGAAACUAUUCAUUUUGUUAUGCCUUUAUCUGGUAGGUUAAAAAUAUUUGAAAGAUUUAUGAAAAACUAUGAGGAAAUCUGUCUGUUAACGGGGGAAAAUGCUCAAUUACAUGUUGUAUUGUAUAAAAGUGAGCGUGAAGAACAAGCACUAGAGGAAAGUAUUAAAUUAUUACAAAAAUAUCAAAAUAAAUAUGGUGGUAAUAGUAUAGAAAUAAUCCAAGCGAAUGGUGUCUUCUCUCGCGGUAGAGGACUAGAAUUAGGUGCUUCAAGGUGUUCAAAAGAUGCACUGUUGUUUUUAGUUGAUGUGGAUAUUGUGAUGACAAGAAGCUCUUUGAAUCGAAUUCGACUCAACACUAAACAAAGAUCUCAAGUUUAUUUUCCGAUCGUGUUCAGUCAAUACGAUCCUGUUACCGUCUGCCUUAAUCACUCUCCUCAUUGUUCUUGUCAACAUGAUGGAUGCCACAUUGAUCCCCUUGACUUUAGUCAAGAUACUGGCUACUGGAGACAAUUUGGAUUUGGUAUUGCUGCCAUGUACCGUAGUGAUAUGUUAUCAGUUGGAGGUUUUGAUCUGAGUAUACAGGGGUGGGGUAAAGAGGACGUAGAUUUAUAUCAAAAAUAUAUUGAAAGUAAUAUAACAAUUUUUCGAUCUGUGGACCCUGGCAUGACACAUGCAUUUCAUGAAAUUUUCUGUGACACAAAACUUGAACCGGCUCAGUUGGUCAUGUGUAUUGGAUCUCGAGCUCAAAGUUAUGGAGCUAUUCCCUACUUAUCAAAAACUGUGUAUGAAACAGACAGUAUCAUGAAAAGACAUGAAAAACACACCCUUAAUGUAGAUUCCUAACACAGGUCUUAUUAUAGAUUGAUUUUUAUGUUUAAAUCAUAUAGAUCAGUAUUAGCUGGUCAUCAUUAGCUGUUACCGUAAAAAACAUUGCAUCCACCACCACCACAACCAUUAAAUCAUGUGGCCGACUUAUUUAUAUACUGUACAUUGUACCUGUAAAUAGAUUUGUGCCAAUCAGUGAAGUUUCCUUUUUAUUUUAGCUGUAGUGAUACCCUUUUUAAUAUUUCUUUCUUAAAGUAUGUAUGAUUGUAUUGGGUUUUAGUUUUACUCAAUCUGAUUAAAAUACAGAUAAAUAUUUCGAUCCAGUUUUUUUAUACUUUCGAUGGCCUACACUACAUAAAGAUCUGACAAGUUGUACUCGAAGGUUGUGUCAGGGGUCGUACAAGCGACUUUUGACCCUAUGAUGUCAGACAUUGAUUAAUCAAUCAGCAUUGACGUUUCUAGUGGUUUACCCACAGUUCCGUGCAUGGCAUGCCAAGAAGUCGCCGUAACAUUGACUUAUCCCUCACUUCAACCAAAAUGCCGGUAAUAUAACAAUUCUUCCAGAUCCUAUUGUAGUAAAGACAAGUAAAACGAGAUUUUGAACUAUAAAAAAGAAACGAAAUAGGAUCUGUGUUUUAACUAGAUUGGGUUUUACUUGCUUGUAUUAUUGAUUCAUUCAUUUUUGGUUGAAAUGUUUCCACUUGCUCAAAAUGGUCCUUAAUAAAUUGUCAAAAAAAAAGUUGUACUUAAUAUGUAAUGAUGUUACCCUAAACUACCAUAUUUUAAUCAGUUUGACAUAUAUAUUUGUAUAAAGAUUUGUUUGUAAUAACAUGUAUAUAAGAACUUACAUAUAUAUAUUAUUGUUUAUUUGGUCAUAAAUAAAUUUAAAUUUUAAAAUUAUUUGUUUAACCAAAAUCAUCUCACCAAAGCUAAUAUUAAAAGUAUAUUAUAUACUCUUCAAAAAAAGUAGGGGAUAUUCAGAAACAAUACAAAACUGCGGAAAUGCACUGCUGUUUUUAUUAGAGGUAACCAGUAUAUGUUAAUAACAGGCCAAUUGCCUACACAUGAACAUAAAUAGUUCAUAUGGGCGUCUUAUCUGACAGCCCAAUUUCACUCGCAAAGAGAUACACUGUCAAAAGUGAAAAUGGACGAUUUUGUUUUUUGUCUUAAUAAUGAGUAAUUGCUCCACCUCAGACAUUCCGCAAUUUGUUGUGGCAUGCUCUUAAUCAACCGUCCAAUCACGAUUUGGGGCAAUCUGACCCACUCCUCUUGUAGUCCUACGGCCAAUUCUUGCAGUGUUGUCGGUUAACGUUAAUGUUGACGAACACGUCUCCCGAUCAUGUCCCAGACAUGCUCUAUAGGGGAAAGGUCAGGACUCAAACUGGCUAAGGCAUAUGGACAAUAAUAUGAAGACGCUGGAGGUAGUCAUUCACGACACGAGCGUGGUGGGCAUGCGCAUUAUCAUCUUGAAAGAAGAAACGUCGACCUGCACGUUGAGAAAAGGGCAGAACUAUCGGUGCCUGGAUGUGGUCACAGUAGUACACACCAGUGAUCCUUCCUUGAACAAUAUGCAAGUCCUUUCUGCCAGUCAUGGUGAUUCCUCCCCACACCAUAACAGACCAACAGACCCAUGCCCGAAUCUGUCAUGCUGCCUAACCUUAACGUUUGCAUGACGCUCAUUUACACGCCUCCAAACACGAGCACGCCUAUUGAUGAAAUCCAGAGUAAAUCUGGUCUCAUCUGAGAACAUUGCACGCGCCCAUCAACGAUUACCCCAAUCUCUACGCUGCCUACCCUACACCAUUGACACCAGUUUGCCAUGUGCUAGCUAGUUAAUGGAGGCACAACAUGCGGUCGUCGCGCAUGCAAAUGGGCUGCAUGUAGCUGAUUUCUCAUCGUUUGGGGUGUAACUUGAAUUCAUGUAACCUGGUAUAAGUUUACAGAAAGCUGAUUGGCUGUUUGUCCUCGAUUUCGCAGGACAUGUGUUCGGAUGUAUCAAUCCUGGGCUUGUGUAGUGGCUCUAGGAUGACCUGAACGAGGUCUAUCCUCAGCAUUGUGUGUUUGUUGGUACCAGUUCCACAGUCUGCUGCUUGCUUUGUAGAACCCAUUUGAAGCAUGCCAAUAGCACGUAGACGUUCAUCAUGUUGAAGACGUCUCAUUGCAAAUUAAACGUAACACACUAAAGCAAAGAUAUGCUAAACAGUAAAUCUUAUGGAAGAACCGAUAGGAAAGCAAAAAUGGAUAGGAUAAACCAGCAUGCGGCAGUUUUCAUCAACCCUUCCUUGAAGUGUCAAAUUUGACAGUGAACCCCUCCCACAUGUAUGGCGCUAUUGCUGUCGCACAUGCAGCUCAGUGGUUCUGUUGGGGCGAUAAGUUCUUCAUCUGUGAACAUACUCUCAAAGCAUGUCAAGUGUCCAUGACUAUUUAUCAUAUCACAACCUGCAUAGGUAUUUGCAUUUCUAUAUCCCCGACUUUUUUUGAAGAGUAUAUAACAAAACAGUUAAUUUAAUGUUUAUGCAGAUAUAUAACAUCUAUUAUUGCCAAAAUGAAGGUAUUAUCAAAGUGUAUCUUUGCAGUCAAAUUCCUUUAUAAAAGAAGUUUCAAAUUGAUAAAUUAAGUUUGAUUGAAUGAUACUGAAUAGAAAUGGUUAAACAAGUUCAUUCAUAUAGAAAAGUCACACAAUUUGAAAGUGUAUCAACAUGUAAAUGUCAGGAUUUGAGUUUGUAAUUGGUUUGUACAAAAUUAUAAAAAUGUGUGAAAAUGACUUUAACAUUUAUAGUUGUAAACAAGUUGUUAUUAUUUGACAUUAACUGAUGACAUUACACAGAUAAUAUUCAGGUUGAAAAUAAUUAUAUAAAUAUCUAUAUUAAAUAUCAUUUUCAUAAAACGUUAUUUUUGAAGAAAUUUGUAUAAACUAUCAUAAUAUGUAAUAAAUAUGAAUAUGGAUUUAAUAACUUUCUCAUGACUCCAAAUAGAUCAUUAUUAGAUGAUAAAAAAAGUCAUUAAACCACAAAACAGAUGAUAUUUUUAUCAGUAUAAUACACCACCCACACCAGUUAUUAUUUCUAUAAUGCCAGCCAUUAUUUUUUUGUGUGAUAUAUAUGUACUCCACCCUAGCAACAUUGAAUCUCACUGAAAUACUACUACUGUAUAUAAAUAACUGAUCGGUUAAAAACUUGUUAUGAAAUGAGUGAUGUUGUAUGUAUGUUUGAAUAUAAUUGACUAUAGCUACUACAAUAAAAAAAAAAUUCACAAUAAAUACAGAAUUAUGCAUACAUGGAAGUGUAUGUAUAUGGUCUAAUACACACAUCUACAUGUACCAGUCUGAUGGUUUCACCACUUGAAAAAAUAUCUACCAGUUCUAUGCAAUUGAUAAAUCAUGUAGGUGUGUUUACUGUUAUAUUAUAGUUUUUAUAUCGAUGCACAGAUGUAUUACAUACACCUACAGUUGUAUAUCAAUAUGGAUGAUGGUAAAUUGCAGGAUUUCACAAAUAUUCUGGAUAUAACCCUAUAAAAGCAAGAUGAUUUUACCCUCAGAAUUGCUAUUUACAACAUCACCAUGGUUAAGUGAGUAUGAUAUAAUUAUGAAGACCUCACUUUAAUAUAUAGAUACCAAUGGAUUUACAACAUAAUCAACUUUAUUUCGACAUGUGAACACACUUAUCUGAACUCUAAAUAUGAGGAAUAACAAGAUUUAAUUAAAUAUAGAGGGAUGGCCUGACUUUCAUUUUACGUAUAAUUUCAUGUUAUAAGACUCCUAAACUAUUUGUUUUUGAAUAUUUUUAAUGUGAUAAAAUCCAUCUUUUUAAUCCACUGUGCCUUUUUUUAUUUACAUGCAAUAAAAGUAAAUGUUCUAUUAGUACUGGGUACUGGUGGGGGGAGGGGGUGACUGAAUGGUUAGCGUGUGCAUGCUGUAUCAUAAAGUCUGUCAUGGAGGCAACUGGCGUGGUUUUGAUUCCCCGGUUAUAUGUGAUAAGGAGUAGGGUUGCCUGUCCAACCUCAUGGGUUUUCUCCGGGUCCUCCGGUUUCCUCCCACUGUUAAAGACCUCUAUGCGCAAGCGAAUUAUUGAAAUAAAAUUAAACCAUAUGUUUGUCCCGAAAUGACCUAGUUUGUGUCGAGCCCCAUUUCUCUCUCUCUCUCUAUUAGUACUGAGAAAUAAUUAUGCAUUUACCGGUAGUUGAAAAACAUUUUAUUUAGCUUUAUUAUUUGUUGAAUAUUACAAAUUAUCAUUGUCCAUGUUCAUAUUAGAUUUCACAUUGACAUAAGACCAGCUAACUGAGACAUAUGUCACAGUUUAUUUAUUUCAAAUACAGCCGAAAAUGUAAAAAAAAAAAAAAAAAAAAUAUAAUUCUCAGCAUAUUUGUGUUAGAGCUACAGAUUGUCAUUUGCAUUUUUUGAAAAAUCAUAUCAAAAUGUCCAAAAAUAGAUUUUACCCAACCCUUAUGGGUGGUUCUAGCUUGUUUAUUUCAUCUGCUUUGGAUACCAAAUAUUGGAAAUUAUUCAUAUCUUUGUAAAUACUGAACUGAAUUGAAACAUGUUUUGACUGAUAUUACUUUCAGAGAUUCACAAUAUCGUAAUUUGCAUACAAUUCAAAUUCCCUUAAAUGGCAAUCCCUGACUGUAAGAAAUGGUUUCAGCAUGUUUUCAAUGAUCAAAGGCAAAAACAUAAUCAGUAAUGCGCAAAAUUUGUUGUUUUUUUAUUGCUAUGAUCUGGAGCAUUAUUUUGGAAAAUGAAUGUUAUGGUGUAUGCCAACUUAAGAUUUAAAUAUUACAGCCAUUUUUUUAAAAAAAAAAAAAAGAAAGAUAAAUUCACCAGAUUAAAUUGUCUCCAUUUAUCUAGAGCCGGCCAAAAUAUUUGACUUUUUCAUAAUAUUAGUGUUUUAUCAGUUGGCGUAUCACAGAUUGAAUGUGGAUUAAAAGUAGAUUUACACUUUUAUACAGAAAAUAAGGUAUUCUAUAUAUUGCUACAAUUUGAAGAUAACAGAUUUCUACAGCCAUGGGUAUAAUUCUUAAAUAUUUGCCCACCUUGUGGUGAUGGUAAAUUUAGACAAAUUCUUUUUACAUAAUAUUUGAGUUGGCCAUUAAAAUUAACCCUUCGAUCCCAACAUGACAGACGGUAAAUUAGCAUUUCUAUCAGCUUUUAUUUCACCAGUAAUCUACGAAACUUCGAAAGUUUGGGGCGAUUAAAGUCUAAGGUUUCUUAAAUUUGUUUAGUUGAUAUUAAGAUUGACAGUAGAUUAUAUCUGUAUUAAAUGUCAUGUAUUUAAAAAUGCAUUAUAUAAGAGCAUUUUAUGCCUAAUGCAUAUCUUUCGUUUAGCCAAAAAUGUUAUAUAAAUCAUUAGUUAGACAUUUAUUCACAUGCCAAGCCCAUAAUCAACACUUUAGACCAUUGAAUGCUUUUGAUUUUAAAUUGGAUGAAACACAAUUGCUAGUUAAUGAUUUCAUGAAAAAAAAUUGGAUGGUCGAGACUUUGUUUAUUAUCGUAACAACAGUUGCAAUGACAAUGAGACUACAAUGUUCUUCUAACAGCUAUAAUUCCGCUUAGAAUGAAGUAAUUUGAAUGAAAUUUUCAACAUAUUCCCCUUUCAUUAACUAUUAUAGCGAGAACUGCCAGCUCUUUAUCUAAAUCUUAAAUAAUGCAUCUUUAUGGAAAUGGCUUGUACAUGUACCACAAGUUUAUAUAAUAUGGGAUAUAGGAAAAGUAGAAAUAUUUGGCAAUUGCAUUCAAAGGUUUAUUUGAUUAUAAAAACUGUUUUCAAGAAGUGAAUUUUACUAAGAACAAUGUGUGUGGGUGGGUGGGUGUGUGUGGAUGUAAAGAUGGCUAAUGUCAAAUAUUCAUGUCAAAUAUUCAUUUCAAAUAUUCAUUUCAAAUAUAUUAUCUUGUCUUUUGCCACUGGUAUCUAGUCUGGGUGCACUACAUUAAAUAGUUUGAUCCCAUCUAUCCCAUUGAAGCUUUCCAGAGACCAAACUCCUUUUAGACAAUUUAUGUGAAUAUUCACGAAUCUGAUCUGAAGUACAUGUAUUUCAGAAAUCUUCCACCAUGUAGGACUUUCAGAUUCUAAUGAACAAUGUGGAUAACAUGGCCAUCAUUUAUGUGUAGGAUAGAGCACGAGGCUGAGGUUAUGCUGGGGAAAGAAAGACUAAAGACAAUAACCCGAGAAACAGAAAAACCGAGGCCAAGAGGCCUAUGGUUUUCUGUUUUGGAUUUUUUCUGAAGUCUUUCUUCCCCAGCAUAACCGAAGUCAAGGACUUUAUCUUCCUUAUAAACAGUCUAUGUUUACAUGUCGGCAAAAUGAGAAUAUCCCAACAUUCCUGUAAGAAAAACCUUACAUCAUGUUUUCUUAUGGAAAAAAAAACCUACCCUGGAAGUAUAACCCGUUACAGGUAUAAAGAAAAACUUUCAGAAGUAUAACCCCAAAUUCCCCUGUAUAUAUACCAAGCCGCCCCGAUUUUCAGAGCGCAAGUUAUUCCGGGCAUAGAAUAUAGCCCAAAGAUCAAGAGAUUUACCGUUAUAGGUUUAUAAAAACAUAUUUUAAGGUGACAUUUACCCCAGAUGUGAAUAAUUAUACCUACUAGAAAUUUGUGGGUUAUUUUAUAGCUGAUGCCACAAGACAAAAAGCACUUACUAGACACUAUAUUGAUUAAUCAUCACUGAUUCUUUGUGUUAUAAUUUGGUUGUUCUCUUUUUUUAUACAUUUUGAAGAUAUGUUAUUGUUUAUGUACAUCGUUUUCAUGGAUUAGACUAUUAUUGUUAAUAUCUCUACUGUAAUUUAUAUAUAUAUAUAUAUAUGUUGAAACCAUUUUUACAUGACAUGUAAAACCAUCCCUAUACCUGCCCUUCUAUAUGUCCCUCAUAAGAUUUUCAGUAAAGCUCUCUAUUUAUUGUUCGGUUUUUGUUUUUAGCCCAUUCAUCCAUAAACUUUUUCAUAAAC
Molecule: messenger RNA, 9898 nt
Organism: Patella vulgata (common limpet)
Lineage: Eukaryota; Metazoa; Mollusca; Gastropoda; Patellidae
Product: chondroitin sulfate synthase 1
Exons: 2
Coding region: 558-2984 (808 amino acids)
Cellular component (GO): Golgi cisterna membrane
Molecular function (GO): glucuronosyl-N-acetylgalactosaminyl-proteoglycan 4-beta-N-acetylgalactosaminyltransferase activity
Source: RefSeq, a predicted model, not a curated record